Molecule: messenger RNA, 3267 nt
Organism: Cebus imitator (Panamanian white-faced capuchin)
Lineage: Eukaryota; Metazoa; Chordata; Mammalia; Primates; Cebidae
Gene: GFRA4
Product: GDNF family receptor alpha 4
Exons: 6
Coding region: 1-1002 (333 amino acids)
Biological process (GO): nervous system development
Cellular component (GO): signaling receptor complex; external side of plasma membrane
Molecular function (GO): glial cell-derived neurotrophic factor receptor activity
Source: RefSeq, a predicted model, not a curated record
AUGGUCUGCUGCCUGGGGCCUGCACUGCUGCUCCUGCUGCUGCCACUGGGUGAGCACCCCUCUCCUCCCCUGGACCCCCGAACUCUGGCUUCUCUGUCACUGCUCCUCAGUGACAAGGCAGGGCGCCGCACCGAGACCUGCAACCGGCCCGCCCCUUUCCCAGGGUCGGUGAAUUCGGCCGGAGGGAACCGAUGUGUGGACGCGGCCGAAGCCUGCACGGCGAACGCUCUGUGCCAGCGGCUGCGCUCCGAGUACGUGGCGCAGUGCCUGGGCCGGGCCGCGCAGGGGAGGUGUCCCCGCGCCCGCUGCCGCCGCGCCCUGCGCCGCUUCUUCGCCCGCGGGCCACCCGCGCUCACCUACGCGCUGCUCUUCUGCCCCUGCGGGGGCUCCGCGUGCGCCGAACGCCGGCGCCAGACCUUCGUGCCCUCCUGCGCCUUCUCCGGGCCCGGCCCCGCGCCUCCCUCCUGCCUGGAGCCCUUAGGGGUUUGCGAGCGCAGCCGGGUCUGCAGGCCCCGCCUCCUGGCCUUUCAGGCCUCCUGCGCGCCCGCGCCCAGCGCCCCCGACGGUUGCCUGUGGGACCAGCGCGCCCGCUGCGUGCGCGCCUACGCGGGCCUCAUGGGCACAGCUGUCACUCCCAACUACGUGGACAACGCGAGCGCGCGCGUGGCGCCCUGGUGCCACUGCGGAGCCAGCGGGAACCGGCGUGAGGACUGCGAAACCUUCCGGGGGCUCUUUACCAGGAACCCCUGCUUGGAUGGUGCCAUUCAGGCCUUUGCCAGCCGGUGGCCCCCAGUCCUGCUGGACCAGCUGAACCCCCAAGGGAACCCUGAGCACAGCCUCCUGCAGGUGCCCCUCCCUCAAGUUGGUGGCUUUGCAGUUUCCAGGCACCAGUGGGAAGACCACACCCUUCAUUGGAUGGUCACCACCAGGCCCUCACUGUGUUCAACUAAGUCUCACGGGGCCUUCGUUGCUCACCUGCACCUCUUACUGCUUGGGGACUAGAAGCAGUUGGCUUUUCCAGAAUUGCAAGGCCCUGGUUGACGUCUUUCCACCCCUUUUCCCUUCUGCGUGUAAACUGGCUAAUUCUUUCCUGGAGUAAACUUCUUCUGGUGAUGUGUCGCCAAAAGCAGCCAAUAAUAAUCAACACAUAGGACGAUGUCUUUUUCAUUUCUUUCCCUCAAGCCAAAAAGUCAGCAGGCAUGGAGUUUGCUUUCUGAAUUACCGAGUAAAACAGCCUUACCACGUGUUUUGCUCCGCCUGGCAGAGACCUGAGUUUCCUGCCAGCUGCAUCUGUCUCCUCACUGCCCGCCACCUGGCCACACGCUGAGCCAGUGCCACGUACUUUAGGUUUUGGUUACAGGUGCACUGCACUUGAAAGUGCCGAUUUAUUAGCGAGAAUAAGAAAAGCUAACUGGUGUAACAAAGCCCCAGAUCUCAGUGGAUCAGUACAGCGCAAGUUUGCUUUCCAGUGAUGCAAGGGCCAACACAGCUCUGACUGAUCAGGUGGCCUGCCUCUAAGGGGUGACUCGGACUCACAGUCCCUCCAGUGUCUUUGACAUGUGGCUCUCAGGAGAGUCCCCUGUGGGAGCAUUUGUGUGCCAAGUUUGGAAUUGGUGCCCGUCACUUCUUCCAACCUUUCCUUGGCCAUGGCUUAGCUUGGUUCCAACCUAACUACAGGGAGGCUGGGAAAUGAUGAGCUGUGGGCCCAGUAGGUUUGGUAAACACAGCGUUAUCUCUGACACAGUACCACCAAAUCACAGGUUUCUAUCCUGUUAGAAACUGUUGCUGGCUUCCACAGCCCUCCCUGGAAGAGUUUCAAGGUCCUCAACUUGUUUGUGGCUACUAGUCCGGCCAUUUCCCUCUCCAAGUCAGACCCGAGCUCUGGUGGGCAAGCCUCCUCCAGGCUCCUGCCCUCACCUCAGCUCCUGGCCCUAGUACCCUGCCGCCCUCCCCUAUAGAAGUGACUGUCUUCUUUGUGUUUUCUCCAUCUGUCAAUGACCUCAUUCCUCUGGAAGGAAGCCCUUGCACUGGGAAUCUGCUCUCUGCUCUGAGGUCCUGAAAUGCAUGACUCUGACCCAUUCUGAGGGUAGGAGCCAAAUAAAGUGGGGACGCACAGGAGGCCCCCAAACAAGGCCUUGCCAAUGGGAAUACCUUCAUGAAAAAGUCAAGGCCAAGGACAACAGUGUGGCCAUAGUUGAGACCUGUCAGCACACCUGAGAUUUAGCAGUUUGGAGAGAACCUAGAGGCACAUUCAAGGGCCCUUGAGGAAAGCGCGAAGCGGAAGGAUAAUGGCACCACUGGAGACAGUGGUGUGGUUAGUGGAAGGGUGAGACGGCUGUCCACACCCCACUGCUCAGAGCUGUCCCUGCCUCCACAGGCAGGGUCCCACACCAGGGCACAGCUGCCCCGCAGGCACACAAAGGCUGUCACGGAAAGUCUGUGGCUCACAAGUGCUUGAAGGGGUGUCUGAGGUGCCUGCAGGGGUUUUAGCUUUCACCUCCGUAACUGUCAAGUGCUCCCUCAGAGGCAGUCUGAAAACUGGUAAAAGCUUAAAUACAGGCAAAACAAUGCAAAAUCAAAAUGAAACACUCAGAACAAAAGCCACAUUUUUACCAGAUCUACUUUUAUUUCAGAAGGAAGUUUGUAUUAUUUACUUUUGUUUAUAUACAAGUUCUUCACAUUUGUGUUUAAAAUGCACAGACCUCCCUUAGUUCUCUUGUUCCUGCUUAAAUUAGCCGUUAUUUUACAAUACAAAAAAUACCAAAAAAUUGCAGUCCUAAAUGUAUGUAUAACACCCACAAUCCCCAGCAAUGAAAUAGUUUACAAUACUUACUCCAUAUUUACAUGUGUAAUAGAUGCUAAAUUAUACAUAUUAACAAACUAAGCUUGAAUCCAAACAAAACUGUAAAUAACUAUAAAACAAAAACAUUUCCAGAGGCAGAAUUAGUUCAACGAAACAGGCUUCACUAGUGUUUAGAACGUUUUGUGCACAAAUUCAGUUACUGAAAGUUGAUUCUAUUAUUGCCUUUAAAAGAGAAGGCGCCAAUUUUCCUCUCCACUCCAAAACAUCUCCCUGUAGGCAGUGUGUUUGACUUUCCUCAAGGGGCAAUGUCUCUUGGUGGAAUGGCUAUCUAGAAGCCACUGCAGUGGCUGCAGCCAAGUUUGGUCAAUGGGGUCAUUUGGUCAUUUCAGAAGGUAGGCAGGGCAUGCCCAGAGGACAGGAGGCCUCUGUCAUCCUGGCUCUGUCCUCAGGAUGGCCAAUUCUCA